Molecule: messenger RNA, 4086 nt
Organism: Symbiodinium sp. CCMP2592
Lineage: Eukaryota; Dinophyceae; Suessiales; Symbiodiniaceae
Source: the annotation of a GenBank genome assembly
AUGACAGAGGCCGAGGCCGUGUACCGCUACGAGUCCGGAUAUAUCUCCCACAGCGCGAAGAAAGAUUACGGGCCGUUGGACUUCACCGGACGCAUAGCGGGGGGUUUGCGACUCGACAUUCGCAGGAGGGCGCCGCUAUUUUGCAGUGAUUGGACGGAUGCCUUCAUGCCGGAGAACUUCCAAAAAUCGGUGUCUUCAAUCUUGUAUCUGUUCAUAGCAGCCCUCGCCCCUGCGAUUACCUUCGGCAGCCGGUUCCUCGACGGCACGAACGGCCAGUUCGGUGUGUUGGAGAUGAUAAUGAGUACUUCGAUAUCGGGCUUGAUCUUCUCGACAUUUGCGGGCCAGCCGUUGUCAAUCCUUGGAGCUACGGGUCCCUUCUUGGCCUACACCUUGGUCGUCUACGACCUCGCUAUUGCAGUCGACAUAGAGUUCAUGCCAUUUUACUUCUGGACCUGCAUGUGGUGCUCGGUGUUCACUAUCCUCGUGGCGGUGUUCGACUUGUGCGCACUCAUGAAGCACGUGACCAUGUUCAGUGAGGACAUCUUCGCGGGACUGAUAUCUUUGAUCUUCAUCAUUGACGGAGUGAGGCCAAUCAUCGAAAAUUUCACGGAGAGCAGGCUCACGCUCACGAAUUGCAUGUUCGAGAGCUUGUUGUUUCUUUGGACAUAUGGAUGGGCCACAUACUUGUCCAGCUUCCGACGCACACCUUGGACAUUCCGAGCCAUCCGUAACUUUGGGGCCAACUUCGCGGUCACCAUCGCAUUGGUUUCGGGUUCAGCAAUGGCCGCCAUUUACUCGAAUGACACGGGCCUGAGGAUGUUGCAGGUGGAUGCUGACUUCGCCCCGAACUUGAGCUUGUCCGAUGGCAGCAAGCGGCCCUGGAUCGUGAAUCCUGCAGGCAUCGAGCGCCCGUUCCCGGCUUGGGGCAUUGCGUAUGCGGUGCUGCCAGCCAUUGGCUUUGCGGUGUUGGGAUACUUGGAUCAGAACCUCACCAGUGUGAUUGUGAACAGACCAUCCAACAACCUGAAAAAGCCUCCUGCGUAUCACCUUGACCUGUUUGUGCGUGGUGCACUGACCCUUCCUGUUUGCGCUGUGCUGGGCCUGCCGCUCUCCGUGGCCUCCACGGUACCGAGCAUCACGCAUGUGAUCUCGUUGACCACUUACGAGGUGCAGCAGCUUCCGGAAGGUGAGCGCAAGGUGCCUACGAAGGUAGUGGAACAGCGUGCUACUAACUUCCUGAUCCAUGUGCUGAUAGGACUUGCACUCUUCCUGGCGCCGGUGCUGAAGUUCUUGCCGCGGGCCGUGCUGCAGGGCGUGUUCUUCUACAUGGGCAUUGCAUCAUUGACCGGCAACAACUUGUUCGACCGCUUGAAGCUGUGGCUCAUCUGGGACCCGGCCAGGUACCCACAGUACCACUACGUCCAGAAGCUUCCGAUCAAGCGGGUGCACCUGUACACCUUGGUCCAAGUAGUCUGUCUUGGCAUUCUCUAUGGUUUGAAAGCCAUUAAGGAAACCUCCGUAGUGUUCCCGUUCUUCAUGGCGUCCUUGGCCAUCAUUCGCAAGGCCCUGAAGUGCAUGUUCACGGAGGAGGAGCUGAAGCAGCUGGACUCUCUUCCUGGGGAUGAUGAUGAGGAGGUUGAGGCAUCAAAGCCGGGAGCCGAUCUCGUAAACCUGGAGGGGCAGGACGAGACGUCCAAGAAGGAGGCACUCUUGAAUCUGUUCCGAUGCUCAUCACGAGCAAACAUGUACAGAAGUUCUUCCACAUUUUCCCUUGGAAUCUUGGUAGAAUGCAUGUUGGUGCGGAGCCUCCGAGCUUUGCACUUGGCCGCACUGCGGCUACACCGGCGCGCCAGCGCAUGCAGCGUUGUGUCAGACUCCUCGUCUCCAAACGCGCUCUCGCGCGCAGCGGCGUGGCGACAAACAGCGAAGCUGCCACCGGCCGAGGCCGUGUACCGCUACGAGUCCGGAUAUAUCUCCCACAGCGCGAAGAAAGAUUACGGGAGGGCGCCGCUAUUUUGCAGUGAUUGGACGGAUGCCUUCAUGCCGGAGAACUUCCAAAAAUCGGUGUCUUCAAUCUUGUUCAUAGCAGCCCUCGCCCCUGCGAUUACCUUCGGCAGCCGGUUCCUCGACGGCACGAACGGCCAGUUCGGUGUGUUGGAGAUGAUAAUGAGUACUUCGAUAUCGGGCUUGAUCUUCUCGACAUUUGCGGGCCAGCCGUUGUCAAUCCUUGGAGCUACGGGUCCCUUCUUGGCCUACACCUUGGUCGUCUACGACCUCGCUAUUGCAGUCGACAUAGAGUUCACCCCCGGCGCAGAGCCCUGGGACUCUGCGAUUGGCAUCACCGGCACGAGGGCCGGGGGGCACUGUGCAGCUUCGUCUACCGCGGCUGCAUGGACUAACGAUGCCUGGCUUGUUUGCAGUGCGCCUUCUCUAGCGCCCGAUUGCGUCGAUUCCGGUGCCUCAGCAGUGUUAGCAGCUAGACGUAACCGCCUCAUGCAUGCACUUGUGGGCAACGGUGGCCCUGCCGCCACCGGUGCUGACCCUUGGCUGGUUCAAGAUCCAUGGCAGCAGGCUCCUAAGUCUGGUAAGCCUAAGCCCCCCAAGCUCACAUCGGCCAAGUGGGAGGAUAUGCAGAUCCCGCACAUGGAUGAGUUGGAGCCGCUGUUGACUCAGAUUUCGUUGCAAGACCUGCAACCAGAGGCUACAGGGAUCGUGUUGACCAACAUGGCUACUGUAGACCGAUACAAGUGGGUACGCAGUCAGCAUCCUUUGUGCAUGAUUGUUCCUGGUCAUGACCGUGAUGAUCUUAAGCAGCUCCUUGCAAGCGGCAUUGGAGAGAGCGCAGCAUGUGCUGGAGAACUAACCCUUCGCGACCCCACAAAAGAGAGGAGAGAACGGCGCAGAGUUACGGUGAUCAAUUUGGGUGCAAGUCCGGUGACAUUCACAGCUUUGCCUGCGGACCUGAAGGUGCCAGUCAGUGACACUGUUGAGCUUUGGUUCUCCGUGCACAAGCGCUAUGCAGGUAACCUUUGGCAACAAGUGUUUCAGGGCAACCGCAAAGCCAUGGCUAAGACAGUCACUGCACUCCGCAAUGAUAAAGAUCCUACUUCUGAGAUUCCCGGAGCUUUGGUUGAAAUUUACGGUUACACGCACAAUCAAGCGUCGUGUGAGUGUGCUGCCAGGGUUCCCAGCUCCGCUGCAGACAAACUGCUCAGACAGAGUGGAACGCAUGGUGUGUUCGUGCGGCGGCUCAAGCGUGCCGGCCAAACUGCAGGGAACGAGGAGGUAAUCCUGUGGGUCAAUACCUCCACUGUUGCGGAGUUGCAAGCUCGUGUUCAGCCCCUUCGCGGAGUACAGGGUUUAGCCGUGAACAAGCAAGGAUUAGGAGUACGCAUUACUGGCACGGGCGAUGAACUUGCGCAAGCUCGUGCAGUGCUUCAGCCGGGCAAGGUCAGCCAAAGCACUGCCAAGAUUCGCGGCAAUCUCCACUUCGAAGUUUCCGGCCUCCCCCUCAGAACUGAAGCUGAUGACGUGCAAGCUUUGUUGGCAAAAGAGGUCCAAGCCCAGGCAUGGACGUCGUGGCAAGUGCGGCCUCUGCGGAGCUUCGUUCGGAAGGAUCAGAGGACUUGGGUCGUCGCUGCUGAUGCGGCGCCCGCCAAGGACAAGCUUCUAACAUCCACAGGCUCAGUGAUCAUUGAGAAGCUUGCCACGCCCCAAGAGAUGCACCAGAAGCGUCACGACCAAAAGCAGGCUGCUAAGGCUGAGCGGCGCAGGUAUGAUCCAGCGAGGAUCUCUGAACCCGCGGUUGUUCCCCCUGCCCAAUCCCAGGCUGUUACUCCGCAAGGGCCCAGUGCGCAUUCCAAUGAGGUUUCCGAGCUCAGGCGGUAUGUUGAUUCCAAGUUUGCUACGCUGAAGGGCGAUCUGGAAAGCCAGGCGAAAAAACUGCAUGGCAUCAAAGACGAUAUGAACGGGCUCCAGGCCUUUGUAAAGGACACGAUGCAGAAAGUCGCCACGAAGGAUGACAUAAGCCAGCUCCUUCAUGAAGCUUUGGCAGAUAAGAGACAGAAGACGGCGCCAUCCGCGUGA